Molecule: messenger RNA, 813 nt
Organism: Saprolegnia parasitica CBS 223.65
Lineage: Eukaryota; Oomycota; Saprolegniomycetes; Saprolegniales; Saprolegniaceae
Exons: 5
Coding region: 1-813 (270 amino acids)
Molecular function (GO): glycosyltransferase activity
Source: RefSeq, a predicted model, not a curated record
AUGGCGCGUGCAUACGCAACGCUCGUUUGCACGGACGCGUACGCUGUCGGUGCGCAAGUGCUGCGCUCGAGCCUCCUUCGUGCCGGGUCGACGCUCCCGCUUGUCGUGCUCGUCACGUCCAGCGUCUCGGCGCCCGUACGCGCGCACUUGACAAGGUCGCUCGAGAAUGCACUUGUCUACGACGUGGCGGCCGUCCCGCUCCGCGCCGACCAAGUGACGCGCUAUGCAUUUGCGCGCUUCCAGCACGCGUGGGCCAAGCUGCGCGUGUUUGAGCUCGAGAUGUUUGACACGGUCGUGUUUCUCGACGCCGACAUGCUUUGUUUGCGCAACAUGGACGAGCUCUUUGACGCGGUCCGGCCCGAGACGACAACCAUCGCUGCGAGCCGCGCGUGCACGUGCAACCCGCAACGCAUCGCCCAUUAUCCCACGUCGUGGACGUCAGCGUCCUGCUCGUAUACCGAGACGACCACCGAGGUCCGUCGGUACUUCAACUCGGGCAUGUUUGUAUUGCAUCCCAGCCGCGCGACGCUGCAGGCGCUGCUCGCAAAGCUGCAGGGCGAACGCAGCGUCGAGCGAUUUGUGUUUUCCGACCAAUGCUUCCUCAACGAAGCUUUCCCCGACUUUAUCGACGUGCCAUAUGUGUUUAACGCGCUGAAGACCCUGCCGAUCGCGCACCCGCGCCUGUGGCAACUUAAGGAAGUCAAGGCGAUUCACUACAUUUUGGAAAAGCCGUGGCACGUCGAUGGACUCGAGGAUGGACCGUACGCCGACUUGUACGCGCUGUGCGACUCGCACGCCAACAUGGCGUUGUGA